This is a messenger RNA of Echinostoma caproni, 4467 nucleotides long. NCBI's taxonomy places the organism in Eukaryota, Metazoa, Platyhelminthes, Trematoda, Plagiorchiida, Echinostomatidae. The record is from the annotation of a GenBank genome assembly.
GUCCCCGAUCCGGUCAGUUUCGUUCAAAACAGUUCACGAACAACAGCGACCACAGUCUCGUUUGCUUGGCUUCCUCCAACACGAGAUGGAAACAAACCGGUGCGCAAGUACCGGAUUCGGUAUUCACAUUCCGACGAGGCGCAUAGCACUCAACAAUCUAAUGUCACCGAACUGGACGUGAAUGCCAGUCUGAGACGGAUCGAGUUGAAAAAUCUUCGACCGUAUACCAAAUAUCACAUCACUGUGGCUGCUAUCAACGAUGUUGGUCCCAGUGUGGAGAAUGCGCUCGCGUUGACCACCCAGGAAGCAAAACCUGAUGGACCGGUGAGACAGUUGGUAGCCAAUGGGACCGCCUCAGACACUAUUGUGGUCGCCUGGGAUAAUCCUGCCCCGGAACAUUUGAACGGUAAUGUCGAUCGAUAUUGGGUGUGUCGGCAACGUGUGAAUGAUAGUCUGACCGUAUCGGAGCUGGCCCGAUUACCGUGGCCCGAUGAGACUAGCGAGGAACAGAUGAGCAACAGUGGGAUCAAUGCUCGCGGUCGCUACGGUCCAAUUCACUGUGCCAAAGUGGUUCGACAACGUGAUUACGAGGUGACCGGGUUGCCAAAAUUCACAGCCUAUGCUUUUCGUGUAAUUGCACUGAAUAGCAAAGGUCCUUCACCGCCCGCAUUUGUUCAAGCUCGAACUUUGGAAGAUCUUCCCCAGGCCCCUCCGGCGGAUGUGACUUGUGCGUCACAACAACACAGCAUAACUGUCUCGUGGAAUCCACCGCAUCCGAAUACAAUCAACGGUAUCCUGACCGAGUAUCAUGUGAGCUAUUUCGCUGCGAACGCUUAUGGAGAACACAUUAAGGCCAACGCACUCAAUGGUAGCUGCGUCAUGGUAUCCUGGUCUCAUCCUCGUAAACCGCAAGGCCACACGAGAAGCUACUGUUUAGAGGCCAUACCUUUGGUUGAGACAGCUCAGGAUGGUAUUGUCAAUCUCUAUCCUUACCCAACUCCAUAUCCCGACCGUGGCAAAGGUCCUUGCGUCCGACCAGAUUUUUCAAGACCUUAUAAUUACUACUCAUAUUGUGCUCCUCUGGGUAUCAUAUCGAUCGGAGGAAAAUUGCUUGUACAGAACAAAAUGCGCGUUGUCAUGGAUUGUUUGGUCAUUGGAGGUUAUCAGCCUCAGUGGAACUAUCCUCACGAUAAUCUUGACGGCUUGGAAGUGUUUGAAAAUGGGACAUUGCUCAUUGAAAGUGCGAACGUGAUGCAUUCCGGAAAAUACGAGUGUUUUACUGGUUUGGACAAAAUUUUCUACACUCUCACAGUACAAGAACCACCACGAAAACCAAUAUGGCACAAAUUCACGCCCAGUCUACGCGGAAUCCAGGCCGAAUGGCUCUCUCCCGGUUCAACUCGGCUAGACGCGCCAAUUCUAUGGUUUCACUUGAACUGGACCAAUUUGUACACCGGUAUCAGUCAGAGUAUCCGGUUGCCCGCAGAUCAACGAACAUACUACUUGUCGAAUUUGACAUGCGCGACCACUGUCCGGUUCCAGCUGUGUGCGGAGAACAAGGUGGGCAACAGUUCGCUGACAGAUGUGACCUCUUGGACCACACUCGGUUCUGCUCCGUUAGCCGCGAAUGCUGCCCAACUGAUUCCCAACCAGCUUCGUCAACAAACCACAGUCAGUUUUAAUCUGUCCAGUUUUUUGCCCGGUAACGGAUGUCCACCAUUGUUCUAUCGUCUUCUAAUCGCCCCAUCUCAAGAUGGCCAUUUCGGAUUGAAGGAGCCGUUAAUCAAUCGUACUCUGACUCGAGCUGACUUGAUCACUUUAGAUGGACUCAGUCGCUGCUGUUACAAUGUUACGCAAUUGAGUUCCGGUGCACACUAUCAUUACAAAGUCGUGGCCACCAAUCCAGCUGGCUCAGUCAGUGUUCAGGGUCAAUUCUGGACUUUGACCGUGUUCGGACGUGAACCGGUUCUCCGACAAACCCAUCAGGUUGGCCAAGCUGGUCUACUACAACAACCCACUGUGAUUGUUCCAAUCACUGCCCUGUUUGCCAUCAUCCUCGUGGUCCUCAUAGCCAUUCCAUUUUUCUGUCGACAUCGUCGUCUGGAGGAGAGUUUACGACCAGCCAAAGAGCUGAACACUCAGUGUCAGAACGAUCUACGUCCCGGUGAUUCCCAAUCCGCUCAUCCCGUGGCCUCACAUCAUCCGCACGGUGCUCAUGGUCUGCCGCAUCAAGCACAGGCGCACGCACAACAUCAGCGUCUGCUCAUGGGUGGUCAACCACAUCAACCACAUCAUCACGCGUAUAACCCGUAUCAUCCCAAUCGUCCGGUUCGGGACGGUUUACCACCGAUUCCCGGUCAAUCAGACUCGCAAGCGAGCACUGUGGUAAUGAAUCACGUGACCAAUCGCGUUCCUAUUGAGGAAGAUCGUCUAUCCACCAAUUCGGUAGAUAGUGAAGGUAAUAUCAAUCCGUACGCCACAUAUGCUGCCAGUGGUUUUCCUGAACGGCCUGACGGAACGGGGCCUGCUGUACCAGGGACAUCCACGAUUGGGGCUAAAUCGCAUGCAGUAGUUACACUCGCAGACACGAUGCCCGGUGUUUCAUCCCGUGUGCCCGCUGCGGGACAUUAUGCUCGUGAUACAGUCGACGCUCGGAUGGGCACCUUGUGGAACACCGCGUUCAAGCGGGGUGGCACAAAUCACAUACAUGCAGGACCUGAUCCCAUGAUUGGUCAAUCUGCAGCCAGCACACAUCACUAUCACUAUCCAAAUCUGGACACCGGACAGAUUGGCAAUUCGACCGUUGGUCGACGACCCCGGUUAAUCCGUUGUGGAUCCGGAAGUCGGCUCGGUCCGAGUCCGGCAUUUGUGGACCCCAGGCUACUUCCCCCGGCCACCGCAGCCCUCAUCGAUCCCAUAUUUGCUCCUUAUGAUAAUAGCACACUGAGCGGCGAACCGGAUUUAGAUCUGGAGGAUGAAUUAGCCCGAGUUUCCGGUCUCGGACCGAUACCACCCGGAAUGCGUAGACGUGUGAACUCGUUCGAGUCAUUGCAUCGUCUUCCCGGUGGAUUAUCCCAAACCUAUCAUCGGGGUUUCGGCGCAGGUGUUCCUGGACGCUCACUUGUUCCAGGGGGUCUGAUCUUACCCGGUACAAGGACAAUGCUUCCAGCCGGCGCGGUCGGUCCAACCUCAGUUUCUUUCUACGAUCCAGGAGUCGGUAUUAGGCAACCUGAUCCGAUGGUCGCCUAUCGGGGUAGCGUUUUGUCCAGCACUACUGCUUCAUCCAACCAGGAUGAACUGAUGCAGGCGUACGAAUAUGGACGUCGCAAUCAGCCCAGAGGAUUAGUACACAACACUACGCAGCCCAGUCUGCUCCCACUGGGGCCUAUGGACCCUCGUCUUAGAGCUCCGAAUCGGACUGAAUCCAUGGAUCGAACUCCGACCGUGAUUCACCAUCCUGGACUCAUGACGCAAGUGAGCGCUCCAGCAACCGCAGCGAUGGCUAAUGCAUCAGUUUCAGGUGCUGAACUGGUAGAUGUCAGUGGUGCAGGUGGGGGUGGGGGUUCCGGGGAAUCCAGUGAUGUCACAGAUUCAGGUAUUCGACAAUUCACUCAACAGCCACCGAAGCCAGAUGAAGCCAGACACGCUACAUGUGAAGUGCCACUGAUGUACGACGGUGCUGGACCCAGUUCCGCUGCCGGACCGGGAGGAUUUCGUUCACGACCGGUCGCUGGGCGCAAUCGAACCGAUGGUCGUCACGGCUUCCCGUCACAAACGGGUGAUGCGGACUGGUCGUCCGAGAUGACCGACACGUAUGCCUCCGUUGACUAUAACGGUACCCCUUACGGACCGGGAUCCUCAGUCGCUGGUGCGGGUCUGAGUCGAGCGGGGCUACAGAAAGGAACACGAGGAUUGUACGGAGCUAAUGGUACAGCUGGUCUGCUGCCUGUAUCUACUCGGGCACGGCAACCACUUCCUGCAUUACCUGGCACUGCAACCACCAUUGGCUAUCCGGAUCCGUCCGCAUAUGGAACGCGUUACGGACCGGCACAAAGCGGUCCCUAUUAUCCGGCCACUGCCGGUCGACCAACUGCAUUUAAUCCGACGCGUUCGUCCGAACAGAUGAGACGGAGAGGACAACCGACCGGUACCGUGGAUCCACGAGACCUCACCGUCAGUGCAACUGGAACAGCCGCAACGGGGCGAAUUCAAACCUCUUUGUUGGACGAUUCCGAUAGCUAUCCGUCCGAAGUGCGAACACUAUUACCCCGAUCGAUCACGGGUGGAGCUCCUCCGAUCAGUGGUCGAACCAAUCGACCACGCGGUCCACCGGUGGGCAGUGAGCAACAGCAACAGCAACAUCCGCCGACUAGUAGCAGCACAAUCGCACCGAUUCCGAGUGGCGCUCCCCGACCGGAUUCAGGAACUGAGGAAAAUGUGUACACUUCCGAGUUCGUACUUGUAUGA